This is a messenger RNA of Colletotrichum higginsianum IMI 349063, 1782 nucleotides long. RefSeq names its product PHD-finger domain-containing protein. The coding region runs from base 1 to 1782 and encodes 593 amino acids. The transcript is spliced from 4 exons. NCBI's taxonomy places the organism in Eukaryota, Fungi, Ascomycota, Sordariomycetes, Glomerellales, Glomerellaceae. The record is from RefSeq and is a predicted model, not a curated record.
AUGUCCUACGGCAUCGAUCUCACCAUGUUCGGGCCACUGGCGCCCGAGGCCACGGCGACAGACCAGGAUGCGAUGAAUGAGAAUAUGUUCGUCAAGGAUGAGACCGAAGUCCAAGGGGAAGGCAUCCCUCCAACGUCGACUCGUUUUACAGCCCAAUAUGCGCAAAUGGAUGCGGUAGGCCUUAGUCAACCGUCAAUCACCCCCGUGGAGGCCGCCCCUGCAGGAGUUCAGCCUGCUUCACUUGAGCAUGAAGAGCCACGUUUGACGACUUCUGCGCCGACUUCUGCGCCGACUUCUGCGCCAUCUUCAUACAAGCGCCAAUUCUCUCCUGCCACCUCUCGGUACAUCCUGAGCCGUCUCCACCAGGGAAGUGACAGGAAGCUGUUCUCAUCAGCACCUAACCCACGGAAAGACGAGCCUCCUGCACCUUCAAAGACUAGCGACGAAGGUGCUCUGCACUGUCCCGUGGACUUGUCCACCCUGCCCCAGACGUUGCACUUGCCUGAUCCCACGCACAAGGCUUCCUCAAUAAUCGCACUGAGCCAACCGCCCUCCGCCGGAGCCAAGCGGAAGCGAGCGGUAGGAGACGAGGCCGCACGGAUGUCGUCAAAUCUUCCUGCCUACUCAGAACCCGAGAUUCUCAGGCGGCCGAUGCCCAGGCCGCCCUUGAAGAGGAAGCGGGCCAAGGGUGACGGUAACGGCCACCCGAUGUGCACGAACUGCAAGCGCACUUCUUACACCUCCGCCAACCGCAUCGUCCUCUGCUCUUGCGGCGAGGCCUGGCACCAACUCUGCCACAACCCCGAGAUCUCGGACGAAGUCGCCGUCGACCUGCACCGGUUCCAGUGCCGCACCUGCGAGGUCGAGGAGAAGGAGCAUGCCAAGUACCAGCGCCAGCUUGCCCUGUAUCGUGAGGCGAAACAGGAGCAGGCGGAGUGGAAGAAGCAGCACAACGACAUUGAGCGGAGACGUGAGAAGCGCCUUGCUACGUUACCCAAGUUCCCCAAGACGGAGAUCGUCGGCUUUGAGGCGGGCAACGCGAGUCCUGCGGAGAGACGAGAGUAUUUUGGGGAUCUGAUGCAGAGCGACCUAGUCAACUUGCUUAUCUUCAGCAAUGAACUCCAACCGGGUCUCCUCGCAGACGUACUCGUCUCCAUCUCCAAAAAGCAUCCGGAACUUCCCAUCUUUGGGUCCCCCAACUGGGCGCAGCCGAAAGUCCCCCAGCAAGAAGCUCAACGUCCACGCCAAAAUAACCCGGCGCGUCCCAAGGCCAGUAAGCAGCGCUCUAAGACGGGCGGCGUGCGCAAGAUCCUGAAGACGGCACCGGCAGAGGCCGCUGACCCGGCAGCUAACGAGGCGGACGACGACGACGCGCUGCCCGAGUCGUGGCCCAAGGCCGGCCACGGCCUUUACGCGAAACUGAAGCCCGAGAAGGAGGACCCGUUCCUCCUCGACGACAAUGACGAGGAGGCGUUUAGCCACUUCAUGGUAGACCCGCGAGGGAAGCAGAUCAUGGAGCCGCUGCGGCCCGCAGAGUCACGCGUCGCAGGGGAGGCGGCGUUGGCCGAGGGGAGCACCGUCGAGGUGCCUUUGACUCAGCAGGGAGGACAGCAGGCUAUAGGAGAAUCCUCUGGUACCAUGGUGGCGAUCGGAAAGAACACCACCGAGGUGCAGAAGAGGAAGAAAAAACCACGAACAUCUAGCCGGAGCCAGCAGGCCGUCAUCGACAAGGACGUCUACGUCAUUUCGAAAGAGCUUGGAGGUUUGGAGCCGUGGUUUUGA